Pimephales promelas (fathead minnow) is the source of this 1367-nucleotide messenger RNA. The record is from RefSeq and is a predicted model, not a curated record. NCBI's taxonomy places the organism in Eukaryota, Metazoa, Chordata, Actinopteri, Cypriniformes, Leuciscidae.
CUCAUCCGGUGCAUUGAGGGACGUCCAGGUUCUCAUCUGAGCUCUGUACAGCAUCAGCACCAGCCGCUGCGUGAGAAACAAACCGAGUCGCAUCCCCGCGGAGAGCAGCGCCGCGUGCGCUUCAUUCAAUCUGGAGCGUCAGAUGGUGCAAGAUGCGCCGUUUCUUUGUCCUCCUCUACUCCCGGACUGAGCAAGUUAACACUGGAAGGGACCAAUAGUAGUUGAGGGAUCCGAGAAGACACGUUUGAACUGCACUGAUCGGCUCCUGCAGGACGCGCGCUUGGAUUGUUGUCCCCAUAUCAUCAUUCCCGUGGAUUUCCUGCUGGAAAACUAAACACGCGCGUCGCGGUUUCCAGAGAAAGAAAGCGAGUCGUAGCUGUUUAAAACGUGUUAAUUCGGCUUCUUUCUCGCGAGGGAGGAGCAAUGAGAGCGUAAACAACACUGGGUGGCUUUGUUUCUGAGACACAGACCCGAGGAAGAUCACAUUGACAUGUCUUUCAGUGCCGGAUUUGGAGAUACCGUUAUUUCUCCACUAACUUAGGGAAGUGUUGCCCGUGUCUCUUUGACUUUGCGUUACACCUCAAUUCUACUUUUCUAACAAACACAUGCAGUUUUCUUCACAUCUUCUCCCUACACGGUGGAGUGCUUGGGAUGCUUUCAUCGGAAGGGCGUUUUUGAUUCGCGUCUAUCGCGUUUGGAGUGAAGAAAGAUCCGUUUAAACCCGUUGCCUGGGCAUCAUUUUGUGGAGUUACAGCGACCCACGUGGAAACACGGACUCGAACAAGGAGGACAAGAUGGGCUGUUGCAGUGGUAGAUGCACGCUGGCAUUUAUAUGUGGCAUGCAAUUGAUCAGCAUCUUGGAGCGACAGAUAUUUGAUUUCCUUGGAUACCAGUGGGCUCCAAUCCUCACAAACUUUGUCCACAUCAUCACAGUGAUUCUAGGACUCUUUGGAACCGUACAGUUCAGACCGCGAUAUGUGACCAUGUAUGCGGUUUGGUUGGUGCUGUGGGUCGCCUGGAAUGUCUUCAUCAUCUGUUUUUAUUUGGAAGUGGGUGACCUUUCAAAGGACACAGACCUGAUUAUGACCUUUAACAUCUCCAUGCAUCGCACCUGGUGGAUGGAGAACGGCCCGGGGUGCAGGGUGACCCCCGUGACCCCUCCUCCCUCCUGGGCCCCGGAGGACCAUCGCUACAUCAGCAUUGCCGGCUGCCUGCUGGAGUACCAGUAUGUGGAGGUGGCCCACAGUUCCUUGCAGAUUAUCCUGGCUAACGAGAAGUGCUAUCCCUCUAAGGAGGAGCAGGGCUUAUUCAGGAAGAGUAAUUCAGGAGCCUUUCAGAUGGCCAAUGUCAUUCUCACGCUGAGAUAG